Molecule: messenger RNA, 3202 nt
Organism: Amyelois transitella
Lineage: Eukaryota; Metazoa; Arthropoda; Insecta; Lepidoptera; Pyralidae
Exons: 17
Coding region: 1-2574 (857 amino acids)
Source: RefSeq, a predicted model, not a curated record
AUGGCAAAACCGCCAAAACCAGGCGACAAAGCCAGAGAUCUGACUUUUCAUCCUUUUACAAUAACUCCGGAAAAUGCACACACAGCUAUACUUCUUUUGGAAUCAGCAGAACCGAAUAUAUUGAGUCAGACUCUUCGAGCGAUAACUAAGUUCUCCGCGCAAGAGAUACAAAACAGAUACGUUUUACUGAACUUGGAUGCUAUUAGGUUCAUUUUGCCUCUAGUAGAGCACUCUGAGCUCAAUAUAAAGAGGUUUGCUUUGAAGGCCCUGGCCCAGCUAUGCCAAUUACCUGAAGGACGAUCGCAAGUACUCUCAGACCCGGCAAACUUAAAGAAAAUUGCUUUUAUGCUUGUGAAAAUUGAAGAUGUGUUUGUCCUGGAGUUUGCUUCGUUAGUUUUAUCAGAAUUGACGAGAGAGCAGAACGGGUGUGUACAGCUGGUGGCCGCUAACAUUCUAAGCAGUCUCUUCUCCAGAAUGAAGAAUAGCUUGGAUCCAGAUGUUCAGAAAAACUGUUUACAAACAUUAAGCAACCUUCUUGACGACCCGGUUUGUGCCCAAGAAGUGACAAAGAACCAGCAGUUCUCUUGGGCGUCGCUGUUAGCACUUAUCCAGAGCAAGUUCUUGGCGAUCCAAUUCGCGGCCAUCAGAACUGUCGACCAGCUCAUUUGCCGUUAUAGCGACCAAAACGUGCAGAAGUCCUUCAAAGCCUCUACAGGGGUGUUGGAUCACUGUGAUAUUUUAGAGUCUUACGAGUUCCGAGACGUGCACACACAAGUUCUUGGUGUUUUGAAGAACUACGCAGAAACAGAAGAUAACUCGGCGCACCUCUACCAAUCCGGCUGUAUUCUGAGAUUACUGGCUUAUUUGGAAAUGGCGCUCCCAGCAAUGAAGCCACAUUGCUUGGCCGUGUUGACUAAAAUGUCGUUUACUUUUUCUGGCAGAGAAGCUCUAUACCAAACGGGAACAGAUCUGGUCUUCUGCCAUCAACUGCUCAGCUCGAACGUGGAACUCUUAGCUGAUGCGGCCAUGGGUGUGGCCAACAUGACCAAACUCCUGCCAGCCGCUGUGCGAAUGUCUGACACCAAUAUCAUUGAAGCUCUCUGCGCUAUCCUAAGCGACGACCAGGCGGCUUGGUUCUACAUAAGAAUGAACGCUCUGAGAGCGUUGGCUGAAUUGUGUCGGAUCAUACCGAAAGCUGCCUUCAGCCUCGUCGAACCCAAGACCUUCGCCUCUUUGAGAGCGAUCAAUAUAAAAUACAAAGAAACGCCUAUAGAAGCCCAGAGGCUGGCCGUUCAGUGCUACCUCAACCUUCAGAGCUACCAUGUCAGCACUAAUGCGAUGCUCAACCCUGAGUUUAUGCAAGAGCUGGUCAACAUACUAUUGCGUAUCGACACAAGCCUGAAGAUCAUGACGUGCGACGUACUCACCGGUCUCAUGACGCAUGAUACGGCUAGGGAUCUGUUCUCUCUGAAACAUGGGGAGGAGGUGGUGUCGCAAAACCUUAGGAUCGAACACGUAGGACUUCGGAACGCGCUCUGCAAAUUGAUAUCCCACAGCGUGACUGAUGACGGGGCCGAUAUCUACUUAGAACUUGGCACUAUACAUUACAUGGUGGAGAACAAACUGGCCCGGUAUGUGGUCAGGGCGUGGGACCCCGCGUUGGAGACGAUAUUCCGGCACCACACCUCCGCCAAGCUCGCGUAUCUCGGUAAACUGGAUAUCAAUGAUUUCACACAGGAAGGUUUCUACGUCCAAAAGCGGUUGGACGACGAGUUCUUCACGAUCCAGAAGCUGAUAGAACAGAAGGCGCCGUUCCGGUAUCCCGUGUACAUCAGCAUGUUCCAUCAGCCCUACGACGCCUGCUCCACGUUGGAUAUCAGGUCACCUUAUCAGGAGUCGUUGUCCAAAAUCAACCUGUCCACGUCACGAAUGAGGUUCCCCACGUUGCCUGAUGACGCGAACCUUCGCUCCUAUCUCCUGAAACUGCGCAUGUGGUUCGGGGACCCGGCAAAAUCCGUACAUUAUUUCGAAAUAGAGGAUUCGCACUUUGAAGUAAGGUACCGGGACAAAUGUCAAGAAGUGACGUCAUCGCUGAAGCACCGAGCUCAACUGCUGGGCGAGCUGGUGGGCGAGGUGAUGUCUGGAGGGGACCAGGAGAGGGACUGCUCCAUGCCCAGUGUGGAACUACAUCUGUCCGAUUUGAUGACUGCAGCAGACUCAAUAGUUAUCGGCAUAGGCCUCGUACAAUAUGGCGGUGCGUUAGAACGUGCGUUGUUGUACAAAGUUCUAGCGGACAGAGUGGGGGUGCCAUGCGCGUUGUACCGGACGAGCUUCGCGCAUGCGUGGUGCGAAGUGGCCGUGCCUGCGCCUGAUACGGACACAAAACCGGAUAAAGAAGAGAACUACCCAGCGGGUCUACUCCGGGCUAACUAUGUCGUCGAUCUGAUAGAGAACCCCGGCCGUCUCCUUCCGUCCGGUAGUGUUGAGGCGAGACGGAUAACCGGCCCGCCGGGCGUGCCGCCGUACGUCGCCGGAAGGCGUCCGGAUAUGUGCCGUUGCGAGAAAACCGGAUAAAUGUGACUUUAUACAUAUGUACAUACAUAUCAUCACGUCUAUAUCCCUUGCGGGGAACACAGAGCCAAUAGUCUUGAAAAGUCUGAAAGCCCACGUUCAGCUGUUUGGCUUAAUGAUAGAAUUGAGAUUCAAAUAGUGAUAGGUUGCUAGACCAUCGCCUAAAAGAAGAUUCCCACGUUUAUAAGCCAAUCCCUUAGUGGCCUUUUACGACAUCCAUGGGAAAGAGAUGGAGUAGUCUUAUUCCUUUUUCUAUUAGAGCCGGGAACCACACGGCACUUAUAUACUUUAUGGAUAUUAAAUUAGAUGCUACGUCAAAGGUUCGCAUUUUGACUGAAAAUGUCUAUCAUUAUUUAUAGUUAACAUAGUAUGUGAAAUAGUAACAGGUAAUAUAUUCAUGUUACCUGUCACUAUUUGAAUCUUAAUUCUACCAUUAAUCCUAACAGCUGAACGUGGCCAAUCAGACUUUACAAGACUGUUGGCUCUGUCUACCCCACAAGGGAUAUAGACAUGAAUAUAUGUUUGUUACAUGACAGUUAAAAGUUUCACUGUGACAAUUUACAAACGCUAUUUAUUAAUAAUAUUUAUAAAUAAUACAGGUAUUAAACGCAAUUAUUAUUUAUAAAUAGUA